AUAAAGGGUACGACAGAUAAACACUUGAUGAAUUAAUUCUGAAGCGGAAAAUUAACAAAUGAAUGCAGAUUGUGUAUGGCUGUGUUGGCGGCAGCGCAGGAGGCGGCGGGCGCGCAGGCUCGCGCUGCGCCAGCUGAUACCAUGGGCGGCGCGCACCAGCCCGCUGCUCCGGGGCCCAGCUCGCUGUUCAUAUUCUCCAACGAAAAUCCUAUUCGGAGGUAUACAAAAUUCAUCAUCGAGUGGCCGCCCUUCGAGUACGCGGUGCUGCUUACCAUCAUCGCCAACUGCGUGGUGCUGGCGCUGGAGGAGCAUUUGCCUAACGGCGAUAAGACCGUCUUAGCACAGAAUUUGGAAGAGACCGAGACGUACUUUUUAGGAAUAUUUUGUGUAGAAGCCUCGUUAAAAAUCUUAGCCUUAGGUUUUGUUUUACACAGGGGAUCGUACCUUAGGAACGUUUGGAACAUCAUGGAUUUUUUCGUUGUAGUAACUGGUAUCAUCACGCAGCUGCCGGUCGCGCCCGACGUCGACUUCAGGACCUUGCGUGCCAUUAGGGUGCUGAGGCCCCUUAAAUUAGUAUCGGGCGUUCCUAGUCUGCAAGUGGUCUUGAAGUCCAUCAUCAAGGCUAUGGCCCCGUUGCUUCAGAUCGGGCUGUUGGUGCUUUUCGCUAUAGUCAUCUUCGCCAUUAUAGGCCUCGAGUUCUACUCUGGGGCACUCCAUAAGACUUGUUAUACUUUAGAAGAUAUUAAUGAAAUAAUGAAUGAUGGCGACAAUCCAACGCCUUGUAACGCGGACAACGUGUCGCUGGCGCCGUACGGGGCGCACGUGUGUGAGUACGAUAAGAGCACGUGCCUCGAAAAGUGGGAGGGGCCGAACAAGGGCAUCACGUCCUUCGACAACAUCGGCUUUGCCAUGCUCACUGUCUUCCAGUGCAUCACCAUGGAGGGCUGGACCGCCAUCCUCUAUUGGACAAAUGACGCGUUAGGUAGUGCGUUCAACUGGGUUUACUUUGUGCCUCUCAUAGUAUUGGGUUCAUUCUUUAUGCUCAACUUAGUUCUCGGUGUCCUUAGCGGUGAAUUUGCUAAAGAAAGAGAGAAAGUAGAAAAUAGACAAGAAUUUCUUAAGUUAAGAAGGCAGCAGCAGCUAGAGAGAGAACUCAACGGUUAUGUUGAGUGGAUAUGUAAAGCCGAGGAAGUAAUAUUAGCAGAAGAAAGAACAACAGAAGAAGAAAAAAUGCACAUAAUAGAAGCUCGGAGAAGAGCAGCAGCUAAGAAAAAGUUAAAAAACUUAGGCAAAAGUAAAAGCACAGACACAGAAGAAGAAGAGCAAGACGAAGACUGCGGGGAUGACGGUUUUCUGAAAAGCAAGUCGAGAUCUGUGGGCAAAUGCGCGGACUUCUGGCGCGCCGAGAAAAGGUUCCGGUUUUGGAUCCGACACACAGUGAAAACCCAGUGGUUUUAUUGGUUCGUCAUCGUCUUGGUGUUCUUCAAUACGAUAUGUGUCGCUGUUGAGCACUAUAAGCAACCUAAGUGGCUAACUUCGUUUUUAUAUUACGCCGAAUUUGUGUUCUUGGGUUUGUUCAUGAUGGAGAUGUGGGUGAAGAUGUAUGCGUUGGGACCGCGGAUAUACUUCGAGUCCUCGUUCAACCGGUUCGACUGCGUGGUCAUCUCGGGCUCCAUCUUCGAAGUGGUCUGGUCGGAGGUUAAGGGGGGCUCCUUUGGCCUCUCUGUCCUUAGAGCUUUAAGACUGUUGAGAAUAUUUAAGGUCACAAAAUACUGGUCAUCACUCCGAAACCUAGUGAUAUCUCUCCUGAACUCGAUGAGAUCCAUCAUCUCUCUGCUGUUCCUUCUCUUCCUGUUCAUCCUUAUCUUCGCCCUGCUCGGCAUGCAGCUGUUCGGAGGGCAGUUCAACUUCGAAGACGGCACGCCACCUACCAACUUCAACACUUUCCCCAUUGCGUUGCUUACUGUCUUCCAGAUCCUAACAGGAGAAGAUUGGAACGAAGUGAUGUAUGACGGCAUCAAGUCUCAGGGCGGGAUACAGAGGGGCAUGCUUUACUCUCUGUACUUCGUCAUCCUGGUGCUGUUUGGCAACUACACCCUGCUAAACGUGUUCCUUGCCAUCGCUGUCGACAACUUGGCUAACGCCCAAGAAUUGACAGCGGCAGAAGAGGAACAAGUCGAGGAGGACAAAGAGAAGCAACAACAAGAAUUGGAGAAAGAGAUGGGUGCGUUACAUGCGGUGGAUGGGACUCCACCUCGAGUAGACUUAAGUCCCUCUUCGCCGGCGAGUAGGAAGAAAAAGAAAGAAGAGGCCAAAAAAGAAGACGAGGAGGAGAUACCAGAUGGACCAAAACCAAUGCUGCCAUAUUCGUCCAUGUUUAUUUUGUCACCUACUAAUCCAAUUAGGCGAGGCGCACACUGGGUUGUAAAUUUAAGAUAUUUUGAUUUUUUUAUUAUGAUAGUUAUAUGCUUGAGUUCUGCGGCUUUAGCAGCUGAAGACCCAGUCUUUGAAGGGAGUGAGCGGAACAAAGUGCUAAACUGGUUCGACUACGCGUUCACGGGCGUGUUCACCGUGGAGAUGCUGUUGAAGAUAGUCGACCUGGGCAUACUGUUCCACCCUGGCGCGUAUCUGCGCGAUCUGUGGAACAUUAUGGACGCCACGGUCGUCAUCUGUGCCCUCGUCAGCUUCGGUUUCGAGAUCGGAGGUGUCAAAAAGGGGGCGGGACAAAACUUGUCCACAAUAAAAUCGUUAAGAGUGUUAAGAGUGCUCAGACCAUUGAAAACUAUAAAACGUGUUCCAAAGUUAAAAGCAGUGUUUGACUGUGUUGUGAACUCUUUGAAAAAUGUCAUCAACAUUCUCAUUGUGUACAUAUUGUUUCAAUUCAUAUUCGCUGUAAUUGCAGUUCAACUUUUUAAUGGUAAAUUUUUUCACUGCAACGAUAUCAGUAAGAAUACAUUUGAAGACUGCCAAGGGUCGUAUUUCUUGUACGAUCAGAACAGCCUACUGCCGCGCGUGUGCCCGCGCCAGUGGAUGACGCAGAGCUUCCACUACGACAAUGUCGCGUCCGCGAUGCUAACGCUGUUCGCGGUGCAGACGGGCGAGGGGUGGCCACAAGUGUUACAAAACUCAAUGGCCGCCACGUACGAAGACAGGGGACCCAUACAAAAUUUUCGAAUAGAAAUGUCCAUAUUUUAUAUCGUUUACUUUGUGGUGUUUCCAUUCUUCUUUGUUAACAUAUUCGUAGCUCUGAUUAUUAUCACAUUUCAAGAGCAGGGUGAAGCUGAACUGCAAGACGGUGAAAUUGAUAAGAAUCAGAAAUCAUGUAUAGACUUCACGAUAGAAGCCCGACCUCUCGAGAGGUAUAUGCCAAGCAAAAGAGCGAGUUUUAAGUACAAAGUGUGGAGAAUAGUUGUCUCUACGCCUUUCGAGUACUUCAUCAUGACUCUCAUCGUACUCAACACAUUGUUGCUCAUGAUGAAGUUCCACGAGGCUCCACCAGAACUCAUGGACCCGUUAAUAUUCAUGAACCUCGUCUUUACGUUCUUCUUCUUUCUCGAGACCGUUUUGAAGCUGAUUGCCUUCGGAUGUACGAAUUUUUUCAAAGAUCCGUGGAAUACAUUUGAUUUCAUAACGGUCAUUGGAAGUAUAAUUGACGCCCUCAUUAUGGAGUUUGGCGAAAACACGUUCAACGUCGGUUUCCUCCGCCUGUUCCGAGCCGCGCGACUGAUCAAGCUGCUUAGACAGGGGUACACCAUUCGGAUACUGCUCUGGACAUUCGUGCAGAGUUUUAAAGCCUUACCCUACGUGUGCCUUCUCAUCGCGAUGCUAUUCUUCAUCUAUGCCAUCAUCGGGAUGCAGGUGUUUGGCAAUAUAGAGUUAUCAUCCGAGUCAGAUUUGAACAGACACAACAAUUUUCAAAGCUUCAUUCAAGCACUCAUGCUACUGUUCAGAUGCGCGACGGGCGAGUCGUGGCCCAACAUCAUGCUGGCAUGCCUGAAGCCCACCAAGUGCGCCAAGACCCCGGACCCGCAGGGCUCCAAGUCCAACGAGGUCUGCGGGAGCACGCUCGCCUACGCCUACUUCGUUUCCUUCAUCUUCUUCUGUUCCUUUCUUAUGUUGAACUUGUUUGUUGCCGUCAUUAUGGAUAACUUCGACUAUCUAACAAGAGACUCGUCCAUUCUCGGCGCGCAUCAUCUUGAUGAAUUUGUUAGAAUAUGGGCAGAAUAUGACCCAAACGCCACGGGGAAGAUUCAUUAUACAGAAAUGUACGAUAUGUUGAAAAAUAUGGAUCCACCUCUGGGGUUUGGUAAUAAGUGUCCAAAUAGACUAGCGUAUAAGAAAUUAAUUAGAAUGAAUAUGCCGCUAGAUGAAGAGGGGAAAGUUAAUUUUACAACAACACUAUUUGCCUUAAUUCGGGAAAACCUGAACAUCAAGAUGAGAUCAGCCGAAGAAAUGGACCAAGCAGAUGCAGAACUAAGAGAAACGAUAACACAAAUAUGGCCACUCCAAGCAAAGAAGAUGUUAGACUUGUUGGUGCCUCGAAACGACGUACUCAAUGCAGGGAAAUUGACCGUAGGAAAGAUCUACGCGGGAUUGCUCAUUUUAGAGAGCUGGAGAUCUACUAGGUUUGGCCAAACCGCACCACAGGGCGUUCCGGCAUUCAACGAGAAUAGCCCUACGGCCAUUCAGCCGGUAUUGGAGCUGCAAGGAUCGCAACAUGCGUCUAUGGAGUCCUUGGACGAUGGGCGGUUACAAGCAGCUCAUACAUACCAAAAUGGUCACCAUGGAAGAUCUUCUAGUUUAAGACGAACGCCAAGUCCGAGACGACGAGGGCACUACGGAGGUUACCAUCACGAUAUCGGUUUCUCCGACACCGUCAGCAACGUCGUCGAGAUAGUUAAGCAUGAACAUCAAAGGCACGGGCGAACGCACCGUGCGCCACACCACUAUCACCCACAUGGGAAGGAGUGGAGGGCGCCGCACCCCACAACCAGCCUGAGCCAGCCCUCGCGAUCGCCCAGCCCGCCACACCACACCUACGUUUGGGCACCGAUAGGUGGCGACCGGGAACGGGAGCGGGAAAGGGAAUGGCGGGAAUGGCGCGACCGCUCGUACGAGCGAGAGGGCACGCGCCGCGGCCGCGGCCGGCAGCUGCCUCCCACGCCCACUAAACCGUCCACGCUACAGGUCAAGCCGCAGCCGCCGUUCACAAGAAUCAGCCACAGCCCAUCACACUUAUCAUUGAGGCAUACGGUGAGAGAACCCGUAGAGCCUGUACAUGAUGAGUAUGAGUAUGGCCGAGAAGUUGAAAGACUGAUACACCGAGAUUAUAGAUCUAGAGAGAGACGCGGACGAGGCUACGACCUGGAGCGCGGGGGCGGCGGGGGCGGGGGCGGUGCGCGCGCUUACGAGGCGCCGCUGAGUUACGAGGCGGCGCUGGCGCUGGGCCGCGGUGGCGGCUCGCGCGCGCUCCCGUCGCCCGCCGGCGGCGCGCCGCGGCUGCCCAACGGGUACAAGCCGCGCGCGCGCCACUCCGACUCCGACGAGGACGACUGGUGCUAGCGGCGCGGCCGCGCGCGCUCCCAGCGGGACGUGCGCGCGCGCGCCGGCCCGCACCCCGCGCCCGCGCACUCCCUCUGACCCCCCGCACGCGCACUUUUUAUUAGUGAUGGCCCAACUCGGGAAAAACAAAACUCGAUUUAACCCGAGUUAAAAUCCACGUAACUCGAGUUAACUGGAUGGACAAGUCAGUUUUUUUUUCUUAUUUUUACCAGUUCAUUCCCUCAGAUCCGUAUAAACAUUUAAAAACAUAUCAUUUAUAAUGUAUUGGGAGAAUCAUACUAACUAAAUUAAGAAAGAAAAAAUUAUUGUUUGAAAUAUAAUAAUUUAUUCAUGGAUUUUUGGCUUGAAUUUUAAUUUUAAAAAAUAUUUAUAUUUAUUAUCACUUGGCAUUUUUAAAAAACAGAACAUAAAACACGAGAAUCUACAACAAUAACCGGCAGUUUAAAGUUAACUUCAAAUGAACGUCAUAGUCUCAAUCUCAACACUCAAAUGAUCGGCAAUCUUCGUUCCAUGUCGGAUCCAUUCGGUUUAUGAUACGAACUCGAGUCUGAGAGAAUUCAACUCGAGUGGGUUCGAGUUACGCCCAACUCGAGUUAACUCGAGUUACUUACUUGAGUUGACCAUCACUACUUUUUAUACCAACCGUGUAAAACGACUCUCGUUGCUCAGCCGUUUGGACGUCCCUCCCGGAGCGGGCCGCCCCGCCCGACAACCCUCGACGGGCCUCCGCGAGCUAUAUCCAAAUUCUAGUGUUUACAAAGUUUUGGAAAAUUUAAUUUUUAAUUCGCUAAAAUUUUACUCCUUGAUUUACUAAGGUUAAGGUGGCGUAAGACGGUGCCGGACGACUCGUUUGCGCUAGGAUUUUUACAUGAAAUUAUUAGUCCGUAUCGUAAAGUAAUCGUUUCUAUAUAAAUUUGCACCGCGCACGCGGCGCCGAGGGCGGGGCCGGCCCGACACCGUUUCACGCCCGUUAGACGUUGGAGGAACACUAGCGAUUCAUCGUCGAACAAAUUAAUACUAGUAUUGUAUAAAAUAUUUACAUAGCGAAUAAUUUUUACUUAGUUAAUAUACUAAAUAAAUAAUUAAACAUUUUUUAUUGAAUUUGCUGUCCUUCCCCCAAGUGCUUUAUACCUACGUUAUUUAAAUACGAUUAAAACUAAAUAAAUAUGAAUUGUAUGUAACUUUGAAGAUAUAUUUCAGCAUUAAAGGAUUACCUAAAUUGUUAAAUCGUGUACUGAUAUUGUUUAUAGAGAUUUUGCCGCCUGGUUUACUGCAUAAUGUGUGUACGAUUAUUCGUUUAGUAUUACCGACUAACAAGAUGCAUUAGAUGUAAGAAUCGACGUCCUUGUAAAAGUAUCUGGGUUAUUGCUCGAUAAAAUCUUAUUAUAGAUCGGUUUGUAGAGGUUACUUUGAAUAGUACUAAGCCAAAAGGUCAGCAACAACCAAUUAAAUCCCAAUUUAGUUGUUUGUUUAGUAAAACCCAUAAAUAAAUGACACAGAUACUCUUAGACCGAUGUCUCGCUGCAAUAUGGCGUGUUCUCAUCGACAUAAGUAUGUUUGUUUAUCUAUAACAAAAAAAUUAUUACUGUUUAGAAGUUGUGAAAACACAAGAGAAAAUAUUUACGUGUGUAACAUAAAAUUAUGAAUUCUAGCAAUUGUUACUAAAAUACCUUACAACGAAAUAUAAAAUUUCUAAUGCAAUAAAAUAUAAUUAUUUUCAUAGUAUGUCGAUGAGGCGUUUAACAUAGAAAAAACAAAGCAAU
Ostrinia furnacalis (Asian corn borer) is the source of this 7325-nucleotide messenger RNA. It is a transcript of the gene cac, whose product is annotated as calcium voltage-gated channel subunit cacophony. NCBI's taxonomy places the organism in Eukaryota, Metazoa, Arthropoda, Insecta, Lepidoptera, Crambidae. Gene Ontology annotation, biological process: chemical synaptic transmission; calcium ion import across plasma membrane. The transcript has 39 exons. Gene Ontology annotation, cellular component: membrane; voltage-gated calcium channel complex. Gene Ontology annotation, molecular function: calcium ion binding; high voltage-gated calcium channel activity. The coding region runs from base 76 to 5562 and encodes 1828 amino acids. The record is from RefSeq and is a predicted model, not a curated record.